Molecule: messenger RNA, 2266 nt
Organism: Nymphaea colorata (pocket water lily)
Lineage: Eukaryota; Viridiplantae; Streptophyta; Magnoliopsida; Nymphaeales; Nymphaeaceae
Product: glycosyltransferase family 92 protein RCOM_0530710-like
Exons: 2
Coding region: 164-1924 (586 amino acids)
Source: RefSeq, a predicted model, not a curated record
CAGUUGCAAACCGGCCAAAAAGCGAGGAAAAAGAGAGGGGAGAGAAGAGCCAGAGCACCACCACCCCUCUCUCUCUCUCCCUCUGUGUGGAUCUGAAGAGCUAUACAGAGGGGAGCGCCGCUCCCCACCAUAGGAGCACCGCCACCACUACCACAAUCUAGAAAUGGAAGAGCAUCGCCAGAAGAAAAAGAGGGUGUUCUCUCUACUGAAGAGAGACCACCAGCCGCCACCCAAGCGCCCUCGCAAGCCCCCUGCCCUCUCCUGGGCGGCACUCCUCCUCCUCUGGGUCACCCUCCUCCUCCUCUGCCCUCAAAUCCCCUCCAUCGCCUCACUUUUCAAAGUCUCAUUCCGGCCGGUUCUCAUCCUUCCCUGGCACUAUUUCCGCUCCCCUUCAUCCUCAUUGUCGUCGUCCGCUGCGGUUGCAAUCGGCCCUGCGACCUCCCCGAUCCAGAUCGACGGCCGCGUCCUCUUUCCCGACCACGUGCUCUUCCUCCUUCUCCGCCGCCGCACAUCCCGCUUGCCCAGAAACCUCACCUGCGUCUACCGGAAUCCGGAGACUCGCUUCACGCUCCCGCCCAUCUCCUCCGACUCGGACACGCGCCUCCGGUUCGUCCGCUGCCCCCUUCCUCCUCACAACCUCACCGACACCGAAAUUACUCUCGACAAUGAAGGUAAUCGCCAACCCGCUGUCUCUGUCCCCUCUCCUCGCCUUCCUCCUCUCCUCUCCUGGGACUCCGUCGUUUACGAGUCGCUCGUGGAUUCCGAUACGAUCGUCCUGUUCGUGAAGGGACUGAACCUGAGACCCGGCCGCGAAUCGGAUCCCCGGCGGCUGAGAUGUGUUUUCCGGCACAAGAGGUCGCAGGUUACCACUCGGGCCAUCUCGGCCGCCCAAGAGAUCGUGAGGUGUCCUCUGCCGUCCAUCUUCAAGUGGGGCCCGCUUAAGAAGGGCCCACCGCCGGGCCUCGUGGUCUCCGUAACUGCCGCUUACCAGACGAGCCGGACGAUCCCCUCGGCCGCCAACGUCCGCCAUUACCCGUACCUCGACAGGGGCCUCCUAACCAAGAAGAAGAAGCACACGCUGUGUUCGUGCACCAUGGUCUGGAACCAGGCCCACUUCCUCAAGGAGUGGAUCACCUACCACUCUCGGCUCGGCGUCGAGAAGUGGUUCAUCUACGACAACAACAGCGACGACCAUACGCCGGACGUCCUGGACGGACUGGCGCGGCCGCCGGCGUCGCUCGAGCUCUCCCGGCACGUCUGGCCGUGGAUCAAGACCCAGGAGGCCGGGUUCUCGCACUGCGCGCUAAUGGCCCGGGCAGAGUGCGAGUGGGUCGCGUUCAUGGACGUGGAUGAGUUCUUCUACUUCACCCCAAGUACGUUCGCGCACUCCAAGAAGAAGCCCGUCCUUCACGCGCUUUUGGCCAACGUGUCCACGGUGCUGCCCAGAGUGGCCGAGAUUCGGACGGACUGCUAUAGCUUCGGGCCGUCCGGGCUGCGGGCUAUGCCGCCGAGGGGGGUAAUGGCCGGCUAUACGUGCCGGCUGGGCGCCCCGGAACGGCACAAGUCGAUUGUGCGGCCGGAUUCGCUGGACCAUACGUUGAUCAAUGUGGUUCAUCACUUCCACUUGAACACGGGGUUCGAGUACGUGAACUUGCCGAGGAAUGUGGGGGUGAUCAAUCACUAUAAGUAUCAAGUGUGGGAGGUGUUCAAGACCAAGUUCUAUAGACGAGUGGCUACUUAUGUUGCUGAUUGGCAUGAGAACCAGAACCAGGGGUCUAAAGAUAGGGUCCCUGGCUUGGGUACUGAGGCCAUUGAACCUGUUGAUUGGCACCUCCAAUUUUGUGAAGUUAAUGAUACUGGCUUGAGGGAUUUCAUAUAUGGAACUUUUCUGCAUAAUGGGUUGUUCCCAUGGGAAAAGAUGUGAGAUAAUUUUUUUUUGGUUGUAUACUUGAGAAGCGUAGUUCCAAUGGGGAAAGACGGGGAUUUUUUUUGUUGUAUUUGGUGAUCUUUUUAGGUCCAUUAAUAUAGUUUUUUGUUCUUUUUAAAUUGGGGGUGAGGCUGAAGGUGAAGGAUUACGAACACAAUACAACUGAAAGCUCAAGCAACAAAAUAGAAAGGUCGGGACUUGAUGCAGGUCAUCAUUAUGGUUGUACAUUAUCAUUGAGCAAUUCAUUGUAAUUCUUUUGUUCCAUUGGUAGUUUUCUUGCUGUUAUGCUGUGGUUGAUUCAGGUGAGGUUCACUAACGUGAAUGAUUCGGCUUGUAACA